AAAUUCCGCUUCUAAUGAUUGUCUAUCGAUCAACUAGAACCUAAGUAUAUAUAUCUCUGUUGGUCUCUUCAUUUGGUCAUUCAUUAAUCCUCAGAAAUUUGAACAAUUUUUUGAACUUUCCACGCUUGGGAAUCAACUAGAACUAGCAGGAUGCAGAAGCUCAGCAUCAAUCAUAGCAAAUCGAUGCAAAUGAGAAGCUUCACAAAUGAGUUAUUCAACGACUACAGAUACCCUGCUGGCGUUAGCAAUAGGUAUAGCAGCAGCAGCAGAAACAGAAACUCUGUUUUAUCCGGAUUCUCCAAAUCUUAUUAUAAUAAGAAGAAAAUCAUAUCUUCAGCAUCAAUCAUCCAAGCGCGCCUCUCUUUCUCCUCCGCAUCUACUUAUCCUUGUUCCUGCCGAAUCUCUUCUUCAUCAUCAUCAGGUUUAGUUUCAGUAUCAGCUAGUUCAAUAAUGGCAGAAGAGAAGAAUACUUGUGAUGAGGUUAUAUUUGAUUCAGAAACUGCUUCAACGCUAGUUAAGGAUCUGAGGAAGAAUUUUUUAAGUGGAAAGACUAAAAGUUAUGAGUGGAGAGUUGAACAAUUGAAAAGUAUGCUCAAAAUGAUUGAUGAAAAUGAACAAGAGAUUCUUGAUUCUCUUCGGAUUGAUCUGUCUAAACCUCAACUCGAAGCCUUCGUUUCCGAGGUUUCAUUGACAAAGUCGGCUUGUACCGUGGCACUAAAGGAAUUGAAGAAAUGGAUGAAGCCAGAGAAGGUUGGAACUUCGUUGACUACUUUUCCUUCCUCGGCAGAAAUUGUUUCCGAACCACUUGGAGUGAUACUGAUCAUUUCAGCUUGGAACUAUCCUUUCUUGUUAUCUCUUGAUCCUGUCAUCGGAGCCAUAGCAGCUGGCAAUUCUAUGGUUCUAAAACCAUCAGAAAUUUCACCAGCAACUUCCUCGUUACUUAAGAGGUAUGCAGAGAAAUACCUUGACAGCUCUGCAAUCAGAGUUAUUGAGGGUGCUGUACCUGAAACUUCUGCACUAUUGGAACAGAAGUGGGACAAAAUAUUAUAUACAGGAAAUGGAAGAGUGGGACGUAUAGUAAUGGCCGCUGCUGCGAAACACCUUACUCCUGUAGUUUUAGAGCUCGGUGGGAAAUCUCCUGUCAUUGUUGAUUCAAACAUCGAUUUGAAAGUUGCUACAAGGAGAAUUGCUGCAGGAAAGUGGGGAUGCAAUAACGGCCAAGCAUGCAUUGCUCCUGAUUACAUCAUAACCACAAAGUCUUUUGCUCCCAAGUUGAUAGAUGCUUUUAAGUGCACACUGGAGGAAUUUUUUGGGGAAAAUCAACUGGAAUCAAAAGACAUAUCCCGCAUCGUGAACUCAAACCACUUUGCACGCUUAGAAAAGUUCUUGGAUGAAGAUAAAGUUGCCGAUAAGAUUGUUCUUGGAGGCAAACGAGAUAAGACCAACUUAAAAAUUGCUCCGACCAUCUUGCUGGAUGUUCCUGAAGAUUCAUUGAUCAUGAACGAGGAAAUUUUUGGGCCUUUACUUCCCAUUGUCACGGUUGACAAAGUGGAAGAUAGCUUUGAUAUAAUAAGGUCAAGAUCAAAGCCUCUUGCAGCAUAUCUCUUCACCAAUGACAAGAAGCUCGAAAAGGAGUUUGUCAGCUCUAUAUCUGCUGGAGGGAUGCUCAUCAAUGACACCACUCUCCAUCUGACAGUUCACACAUUACCUUUUGGAGGAGUAGGAGAGAGUGGAACUGGUGCUUACCAUGGAAAGUUCUCAUUUGAUACUUUUAGCCACAAGAAGGGAGUCUUGUACCGUGGUUUCCAAGGGGAUGCAUCAGCUAGGUACCCACCAUACACACCUCGAAAGCAAAGAUUAUUAAGGGCCUUGCUAAACGGUGAUAUAUUUGGUGUGAUUCUUGCAUUAAUUGGGUGGUCAAAGUCUUGAUGGAUCCAUCUAUUGUUCCAAACUACGCUUUCCCCUUCCUUUUCUGUAGAUAACAUUUGUAUAAGAUUAUUGCUUGCAAGUAUGUGUUGAAUGUAGCUUUGUUUUGAAAUUACGAAUGAUAUGAAUUCAUCCAAUUAUUAGGCGUCAUGUGUGCAUACAAAUGUAAGUUAUAUUUGAAUAAUCUAAUAGUAACUUUGUGAUCAUACAAUGAGUUUUGGUUUUCCGAGUCUUGUAACAGAUUAUUGAUCAAGGAAUACAGAAGAGUUAUUUAUUA
Messenger RNA from Papaver somniferum (opium poppy), 2203 nucleotides. RefSeq names its product aldehyde dehydrogenase family 3 member H1-like. The transcript has 12 exons. The coding region runs from base 151 to 1929 and encodes 592 amino acids. The record is from RefSeq and is a predicted model, not a curated record. Gene Ontology annotation, molecular function: aldehyde dehydrogenase (NAD+) activity. NCBI's taxonomy places the organism in Eukaryota, Viridiplantae, Streptophyta, Magnoliopsida, Ranunculales, Papaveraceae. Gene Ontology annotation, cellular component: cytoplasm. Gene Ontology annotation, biological process: aldehyde metabolic process.